Messenger RNA from Heterostelium album PN500, 408 nucleotides. RefSeq lists its product as uncharacterized. The transcript is spliced from 2 exons. Lineage: Eukaryota; Evosea; Eumycetozoa; Acytosteliales; Acytosteliaceae. Bases 1 to 408 code for a protein of 135 amino acids. The record is from RefSeq and is a predicted model, not a curated record.
AUGAGUAAACCAAUAAAUAAAAAAGUAACAUCUAAUAAUCCUGCUGAAAGUGGAAUUGCUAGAGGAUAUAGAAUGGUAAUAAUAGGUAUUCCUUGUUUGGCAACAAGUAUUGGAAGUUUAUUGGCAAUGUUAAAAAUGUAUUUCUAUCCUGAUCUAUUGAGACCAACAUUCCUACCAACAGGAACUUUUGCAGUGUUGGCUCUCAUUGGAUUGGCAGCGGCUGCCGUAGUGUUUUUCAAGACCUUUAGGUUCAACUCUCAAAUUUCAAAGAGUGGAGCAAUCUCUGUAUUAUUACUGCCCGUCGGUCUUGGUUAUUCUCUUUCCACUCUUAUAGGAGCGAAUAGUCUGUUGUAUUCUGGUUUAUUCACAGGAUUGACAUUAUUUGGUGCUUACAGUGGUUUUUUAUAA